This is a messenger RNA of Xyrichtys novacula (pearly razorfish), 1584 nucleotides long. The record is from the annotation of a GenBank genome assembly. Lineage: Eukaryota; Metazoa; Chordata; Actinopteri; Labriformes; Labridae.
AUGAUCCAAAUGAAACUGGUCUCACUGGCUGUACUGCUCUUCUCUAUUCAAAGUGCUAUUGGAGGUAAAGUCCUUGUUUUCCCUGUGGAUGAAAGCCACUGGGUCAACAUGAAGGUCCUCAUCCAGGAACUCCAUUCAAGAGGUCACAACAUCACUGUGAUCCGACCAAAAAACGCAAGGCACAUUGAGGCAGAAACUGGUUACUACCAGUCAAUUACUCUUGAUGUUGUUGCUGGAUUUGAUGUAAAUGACUUUAAUCGUUACGAGACAAGAGUUUUGCAUCUCCGACGAGACUUCUACGCUUCAACUUUAUCAAUUUUAAAAGCGAGGGAAGAGUUUAUAACAAUGCUGCUUCAUACUCACAAAGCUGUGGUUGAUAAAAUGGAAGAGACAUUUGAGGAUGCCAAACUGAUGCAGCUUUUCCAUGAAGCCAGGUAUGAUGUUCUCUUGACGGAUCCUUUCUUAGGUGGAGGGGUUCUACUAGCUCAUCGGCUGGGUCUACCUCUGGUUUUCAAUGUACGAUGGACUAUCCUGGCAGAUGGACUUCAGACAGUUGCGCCCUCACCCCUCUCAUAUGUUCCUAUACCAGGCAGUGAAAUGGCUGAUAAGAUGACUUUUUGGGAAAGGGUGGCAAAUGUUUUAAUUGCCCUGAGGGUGCUUUACAGCCAGGUUCAAAUUAAAAGGCAGUACUAUGCUCCAUUUAUCCACAGAUACUUUGGUCCCGAUGUCCACUAUGAUGAACUGGUUCUGGCAGCAGAUAUAUGGUUGAUGAGGACUGACUUUACCUUUGAGUUCCCUCGUCCCACAAUGCCUAAUGUUGUCUAUAUGGGUGGGUUUCAGUGUAAACCCCCAAAGCCACUUCCUAAAGAUCUGGAGGACUUUGUCCAGAGCUCUGCAGAACAUGGAGUCAUUGUUAUGAGCUUGGGGACCUUGGUGGGGACACUCCCUGAUGACAUGGCCGAACACGUGGCUGCUGCUUUUGCUCAGUUACCUCAGAAGGUGGUCUGGAGGCAUACUGGGAAAAGACCAUCCACCCUGGGCAACAACACCUUGCUGCUGGACUGGCUGCCCCAAACUGACCUUUUAGGACACCCAAAGACCAGAGUAUUUGUGGCUCACGGAGGCACCAACGGACUCCAGGAGGCCAUCUACCAUGGAGUACCUAUAGUGGGUCUUCCUCUGAUGUUUGACCAGGAUGAUAACCUCUUCAGGAUGAGAGGGAGGGGUGUUGCCAAAGUGCUGGACAUCGGCACACUUGACACAGACACCUUCCUGGAUGCUCUGAAGGAAGUUCUUCAUGAGCCGUCCUAUAGGGAGAACAUGCAGGAGCUCUCCAGACUGCACAGAGACCAGCCCAUGAAACCUCUGGACCGAGCUAUGUUCUGGAUUGAGUUUGUCAUGAGACACAAGGGAGCGGCUCACUUAAAGACCCAGUCCUACAAGCUGUCCUGGAUUCAGUACCACUGUCUUGAUGUCAUUGCACUGUUGUUGUUUUUGAUUGUGGUGAUAUCUUUGAUGUGUAUUUUGACAGUAAAAUACUUUCUGUUUAAAGUAUUUGGAGGGAGGAAAAGGAAAACAGACUAA